AUACUUGGGUGGGAAACGCAUGUGCGCUCAAACUCCGCUUCUGGGUUCAGCACAGACUCCUGCAGCUGGACAGCAUUUAGCAAAACCUUGACUUACGGGAAGAGAGGGCGAGGAGGCUUGAGAACGGCCGGGAGGGGUUGUGUGCUUGCUGGCCACAGCCCUCAGCGGGUGCUUCACCCCAACACCUAUCCUUCCUCUCGCACCCCCACCUGUAUGACACCCGGCUGAUGAGGCCCCGCAGAGAAAGCUUAUCUGCUUGGAUCCCUCACUCGGUUCCUGGUGGCCUCGGGGGCCUGGAAAGCCCGUGUCCGGCCCAUCAGACCCCCGGCGGCCCUUCAACCUGCCCCGGAGACCACCUUCGAGGACUGUCCCCAGCUUUAAGCUCAUCUCCCAGUCCUGGGACAUCUCAGAAGGUCCAGGAGUUAGAGGAUCCACCUUUCCCAAAAAGUUCCUUCCCUUGAUAAGGCUACCAAAUUCAGAGGAACAUUCAAUGCACGAGGCAUCCACUAAGCGCUCAGAGUUCAAGCAAGGGCCGCUGGCCUGGGAUCAGGAAAGACACUUGUGUGCCCUGUCGGCACGUCUGGGAACCGGACAAUUAAAAGGCCACCGUCAUUACCAGUCCCACAGGGCAAUUUGGAAUGAAGGUCUAGGAUACAAUACUUGUAUUCCUACAAGUAUUCCUGGGGCAUUGGCUCUGUGCCAGGCCCCUCCCUCUGUUGAACACUGGUCCACAGAGCUGAAGGAGACACCGGUCCUCGCUCAGGAACUCCCAGUCUCGGGCAGGACAGACAGGCUGGCCGAGUGUGAGCCCCCACUGCAGCCGUGCCACAGGCCAGCUGUGCGGCCUUGAGCAAGUUACUUGCCUUCUCCGAGUACAUCUACUUGUCCAUAGGGAUCGUUAUCCUUUUACGUGCCGGCUCCCGUUUAUUGAGCAUGAACCACAGGCCUACCAUAUUAGACUGUCUGCUUACUUAUUUCAUUUUCCAUGUAACUCGUAUUUUUGUUCAUUUUUAAAAUGUCAAGGGAAUUAAAUGAAAAUCCCCCCCCUCCACACACACACAGGUAAUAUGUGUUUAGCAAUGAGCCCGAGAACUGAGUAAAAAUUCAGUAAAGGCUUGUUUACUCUCCCCUUUGCCCUCUCCCCCCAGAAAAUCUGAAAAGAAAAUACCUGUUAUUUCAGGGGAAAAAAAAUAAAAAGAACUUUACAGAUGGGAUAUCCACAACGCCUAGGGUGGGAGUGAGCAGCACAACAGUUCACGGGAGACCCGGAUGGUUGCAGAGGUCCAAAGUGCUUCUGUUUCCUCACCACAUGCAUUUAUUUGAGUGCCUGCUGUAUGCAACACACUGUGCCGGGCACAAUCCUCAGAAUGACGCUGUGGGCAGACGUGAGAAUGAGUCCCAGUCUUGCAGAUGAGGGAUGUCAGACUCAGAGGUUCCAAGUUCAUUCGAGGUCACUUGGCCAGAGGGCAGACGCCGUCGCCAUGCCCACCCACUCCCCCAAAUCAACUUUGGAAUACUUUGAGUACGAUGAGUCGGCCGAAGCCUGUGAUAUGGGGGACGUUGUGGCCUUCGGGACCGUCUUCCUGUCCAUAUUUUACUCCCUUGUUUUUGCCUUUGGCCUGGUGGGAAAUCUGCUGGUAGUGUUUGCCCUCACCAACAGCCGGAAACCCAAGAGUAUCACGGACAUUUACCUCCUGAACCUGGCCUUGUCGGAUCUGCUCUUUGUAGCCACGUUGCCUUUCUGGACUCACUACCUGAUGAGCGAGCAAGGCCUUCACAACGCCGUGUGCAAACUGUCUACCACCUUCUUCUUCAUCGGCUUUUUUGGAGGCAUAUUCUUCAUCACUAUCAUCAGCAUCGACAGGUACCGGGCCAUCGUCCUGGCCGCCAACUCCAUGAACACCCGGACCGUGCAGCAUGGCGUCACCAUCAGCCUGGGCGUCUGGGCGGCAGCCAUCUUGGUGGCAGCACCUCAGUUCAUGUUCACAAAACAAAAAGAAAACGAGUGCCUUGGUGACUACCCUGAGGUCCUGCAGGACCUCUGGCCCGUUCUCCGCAACGUGGAGGCAAAUUUGCUUGGUUUCCUACUCCCCCUGCUCGUUUUGAGCUACUGUUACUUCAGAAUCAUGCGGACACUGUUUUCCUGCAAGAACCACAAGAAAGCCAAAGCCAUUAAGCUGAUCUUCCUGGUGAUCGUCGUGUUUUUUCUCUUCUGGACACCCUACAACAUCAUGAUUUUUUUAGAGACGCUUAAUCUCUAUGACUUCUUUCCCAAUUGUGACAUGAAGAAGGAUCUGAGGUUGGCCCUCAGUGUGACUGAGACAAUUGCAUUCACCCACUGUUGCCUCAACCCCUUUAUCUAUGCGUUUGCUGGAGAGAAGUUCAGAAGAUACCUUUACCACCUGUAUAGAAAAUGCCUGGCCGUCCUGUGUGGUCAUCCUGUCCACGUCGGUUUCUCCCCGUCUGAAUCACAAACGAGCAAGCGGGAAAGCAUUCUGAGCAGUAAUUUUACUCACCACACCAGUGAUGGGGAUGCGUCCAUCCUUCUCUGAGGGGAUCCCCAAAGCCUUGCCCCUCUAGAGAGCCCGGAGUUCCCAAGCCUGCCACUGAAUAAUGAAGACAGAUUUUUUUGUUUGUUUCUUACAUGCAAGACAUGACGGACCGAAUCCUCCAAAACAACCCUGAAGCGUUUCUGAGCAUCGUGCCCAAAAUUUGAGGGAUAAGGGGUAGGCACGUCUCUAACUGCAAAUGUCAGAGCUUUCUGUUCACAAAGGACAAAAAUUCAACUCGCUGUAGCUUAGCUAAAGGGGAGGCGGGGAGGAUUAUUCACAUGGUAGCGUGAGCAAGAGAGUGGCUGAGCCCUCAGAGUAUGCAGAAACUAGGGCUUGAGUCCAGCUAGAAUUUUCCUCUCUAGGGCUCUCAAAUCUCUGAGUGGUGACAGAGCUCCCAGACACAGCUUCGCCAACAGAGUGGGACUGAGAACCACUCCUCUCUGGUCCCAAGGUUAAAAUUCCCAGGGAAGGGCUCUCAUUGGCCGAGUUUGAAUCAGAUGCCCCUCCCUGGACCAGGUUGUGGUAUUCACGCGGGGGAGAAUAGAUAUGAUGGAGGCGUCCAUUCCAAUCUCAUGGUUAGAGGUGCAGGAAGAAAUAUGUCCAAGAAGCUGGGGGCCGGGGGGGGGGGGGGGCGGUACUAUUUUGACCCAAUGGAACAAGAGCUGCCCACCUACCUUCCCAUGUAUCUGGCCCAGCCUCCUCACUGAUCACACCAGCCAGCACGCACUGCCAGCCUGCUCUUCCUUAAACCCUUCUCUAUCAUGCCUCCAGACCCGCGAAGGCACUCCAGUGUCCCCUGCAUCCAGUCCGAGACCCUCCAUCAUGUGGUCCCACCAACAGGUUCUCCAUUUCAUCCCCUUCCCCAAAGAAUCCAGCCUCUCGGCCAACCGGAUCUCUUCCAUCACGCAUCAUCACCUGCUCCUGGGUGCAGGGAGAUGAAGAGAAGGCACCCUGACCCAAACUGACAAGGGAUGGUUUCCAAUCCCACCUUUGUCACUUGCCAGCUGGGUAGCUCGGGGCCAGCCCAGCUUCAGCUUCCUUAUCUGUACAAUGGAAACCAUGGUACUUUUCACAUAGCGAGCCUCCUUCCCGGCAUGAGAAACCAGCCACCAGCCCUUGCAGGUGCCACACCUCUUCUCUGGUUUCCAGACCUCGGCUUUCCCCCUACCUGGUGCAGCGCUUACACGGCAAACCUGCCUUGACUAUCCCUUUCCGGUUGCCUCACGGCAAACCCCUGCCCAUCCGGAGAGAACCCCCAUCCUUCAUUCCAACUUGGAGAGCCAAGAUCACAGACACUUUCACGUGUUUAGAGCUGAAAGCAUCACGUGCAGACCCUUUCGUAAUCUAUUUGUCUCUUAACAUCAGACCCCAAACGGUUCUCGGUUUCUAUGUAGUUUUGUACUGUUUGCUUUAGAAGGCUCUGCCAGGCUGUGCGCUGGUCGAAGGCAACUGACUCAUCUCUGUAUUUCUGACACAUCCUUGGGAGUCACCAUGUUGGUUCAGUCGGUGAUAGAAUGAAUCGUGUUGCAGCAAGAUCACGUCUCCCGCUUUGCUCACCAUUGUCCUGUUGAUAAACAUUCCGCUUGUUGCCAGUAUUUAGCAAAUAUAUAUUUCACAGCACUUCGGUCCGCGUAAUUUCCUUUCUCCUCUUCGGUUAUUUCCUUUGGAUGAAUUCCUCCAUCAUGGGGAUAACUGGGUCGAAGGGCACAGCAAGGUUUUGGCUUUUUUUUUUUUUUUAAUUUAUUUUUUUAAGGUUUUGGCUUUGACCCGUAACACGGGAAAUCGGUUUAUUACAAAAUCUUAAUUGAACAUGUAUGGCACGCAACAUGUAAGCUCGGAUCCUGAGCGGCCCCAGAGGUAAGUGAGACCAGGCCUCUGCCCUUCGUCACUUAACAUUCAAGUGCAGAACAGAGAAGUGAACAAGAAAAAACACUUUGCAUGAAUUGGUAACACAAGAGCCGUCUGACCUGAGUCUUUAAGGGUGAGGAGCUCUCCAGGCAAUGGAGGGGAUGGCAUUCUAGGCUCAGUGAGUGGCAUAUGGAAAGGAGGUGUGUGAGGGCAUGGGGAUCUUAACAUGAGAAAAGCAUGUGAAUUUCGAAAGGCAUUCGGAGCAGAGUGGGUGGGGAGAGUCUUCUGGAACAUUGGCUCAAAACAACUAACAAGAGGGGCAUAUUCUCCCCAGGCUGUCCACAAGUUUUCUCUACUGUUACUUGAACCUCAUUGCAACCUUGGGGUCAUAAAACUUUCAAUGAAACUUUAACUUGUUUCUGGACUCCCACGAAAAGAGGGAAACGUUCUUCUGGCUUGAGAAGUAAAAGUGGAGAGACAAACACUUUCAUGUCUAAAUGAACAUUCAAUUAGUAUCCUAAGAAACGGUCGCUCAUCCAUUUUGCUGAAUAAGACAGAAUAGGGAGAAAAUAGGGAAGUUCACUGAAAACCCUAAAUAGCAAUGAUGUUGGUGUCUAAAUAAAGGAAAGUACAUUUGAAAAAGACAGUUGGCCCUAACAGCACAGCUGCGGCAAACCCACGACUGCUUCUGAGCUCUGGGCUUCCCCAAAGUGGAGGGAAAUGGUGGACCCCAAAGCAGAGAGACAUCUGUGACUGAGUCCCAACAUAUUAACUCUGUCACCUUGGGCAAGUUACUUGACAUCUCUGAGGCUCAGCUUCCUCAUCUGAAAGAGAAGAAUAAAAGUGGGGCUCACCUCCUCGGAUUAUCAUGAGGAUUUCAUAGGAUUGCCUCCACAACGCACACAGUGCAUGCCUAGCAGAGCAAACUCAAAUAAAUGGUGGUGACUAUUGUUAUUUUUUACCUUCUUCUUCUUAUUAGAUUGAACCUUUCCCAGUGAAGAAACUCAUGCUAUCUUGUCCGUGCCUCCUUGCUCUCCUGAGUCCCAGAAUCACAGAAUUUUAGGUGCAGGUAAAGGGCAGGAGACCCAGAGAGGCCCCGGGGCUGGUCCAAGAGGUAGAUCUCUUGAAUCCAAGUCUAUGGAUUUUUUUUCCCCAUCUCAAUAACAAUACAGACCAAUCCUAUGAUAACUGUAGUUAACAAUACUGUGCUGCAUAUUUGAAAGUUGCUACGAGAGAUUGAGUUGCUAAUAAGAUUUUUAAAGUUCUGAUGACACGCACAACGUUAUAACUGUGUGAGGUGAUAAAUGUCUUCACUAACUUUAUUGUGGUAAUCACUCUGGAAUAUAUUCGUGUAUAAAAUCACUAUUUUGCACACCUUAAACUUACAGAAUGUCAUCUAUCAAUUAUACCUCAAUAGAGCUGGAAAAAGAUACAGACCAACCCUGCCUCCAAGAGCAGAGAACACAGGUGGGCAUGCAAAAGAAAAAAAAAGAAAAAUCCAGAAGGAAGGUCUACAGGUGGAUGACUGAGGCAGGGAGGGGAGAUCUGCCCUCCAGAAUGCCGAGUUUAACAGAAUCAAGCCACUCACAAUGACCGGUGCAGCCUGGGUGGGGCAGCUUUUGGUGACAGCUGUUCUGUGACUUCAGUAUCUCUAAUGACGAUGGUCACCAGACAGAGGCUUCUCAGCCAGGAUCCCCAGGGUCAAAUCUAACAGCAGAAUCUGGGUGGUAGACAGAGCCUCCGCUGAGAAGGGCCACUGUCCAGGGAUGGCAAUCCACUGUGUCUGCAGUAUAUACAGGUCAGGUGAGCUUCCCAUCGUCUCUCUCCGAGAGUCUACCCCUGAGCACCCAGGGAGAGAAUUCACCUCUGGCCCCGCGAGGCCAACAACUGCACACGGGGACAUGGCAACUUGACUGAGAGGUCCACCUUGGGAACCACCUGAUCCCUAGAUGAUGUCUCAUUAAUGCCCUCC
Molecule: messenger RNA, 6372 nt
Organism: Panthera uncia (snow leopard)
Lineage: Eukaryota; Metazoa; Chordata; Mammalia; Carnivora; Felidae
Gene: CX3CR1
Product: C-X3-C motif chemokine receptor 1
Exons: 2
Coding region: 1335-2552 (405 amino acids)
Biological process (GO): immune response; chemotaxis; cell adhesion
Cellular component (GO): membrane
Molecular function (GO): C-X3-C chemokine receptor activity
Source: RefSeq, a predicted model, not a curated record